AUGGUUUGUUCAAUAAAGUUCACGAGCUCAUUCUCUAGUUCCAACAAGCUUCAUGAGUUUAUCAGCUCUAACACCACAACAAAGGAGAUCAUAGAUCCGUACCAUACAGCUUCUGGUGUUGAUGUUUGGAGCGCUCACUGUGAAGAAUGCAACAAACCGAGAGGAAAACUGUUGGAUACAAGUAGAAAUCUCCGACCUCAGAUUAACCAGAAGGCUUUUGUUGAAAAGCUGUCGGAUUAUAGUUAA
This is a messenger RNA of Eruca vesicaria subsp. sativa (arugula), 246 nucleotides long. The record is from the annotation of a GenBank genome assembly. NCBI's taxonomy places the organism in Eukaryota, Viridiplantae, Streptophyta, Magnoliopsida, Brassicales, Brassicaceae.